UCUCUCUCUCUCUCUCAUAGUCUGCAAAUAUACAUAUAUGCACACACAGAGCUUAGAGAGAGAGAGAGAGAGAGAGAGGGAGAUUUGUGUAAAGAAAGAGAAAAGGCCUGGCCGAGUUCAGGACGACGGCGAUUCGACUGGGCGGGAUUCGGCGGUCCAAACUCAGAAAUUUGAGGGCGGUGCCGGUGAUGGAAUGGUGUCAUAAGAUGGUCUUCCCUGUAAGGAGACUCUGGAUUGCUGUUGCUGCUAAGGUUAAGGCUCGCGACCAUGUUGGUGGGCUGUUAAAGCUCCGCGACGAUAUACAGAGUUGUGGAUACAAGGAUGUGGAGGUGAUGUGGGAAAUGCUCAGGGGAUCAGACUCAGAGAUGGUGCCAAACCGCCUUCCCAAGCGCAAGCACAGGCCUUUCUGGAGAGUUCUCACGUGGUCGAAACCAUCAUGA
Molecule: messenger RNA, 440 nt
Organism: Diospyros lotus (date-plum)
Lineage: Eukaryota; Viridiplantae; Streptophyta; Magnoliopsida; Ericales; Ebenaceae
Exons: 2
Coding region: 189-440 (83 amino acids)
Source: RefSeq, a predicted model, not a curated record